Messenger RNA from Lindgomyces ingoldianus, 1706 nucleotides. RefSeq names its product NAD(P)-binding protein. The record is from RefSeq and is a predicted model, not a curated record. Gene Ontology annotation, cellular component: cytoplasm. The transcript has a single exon. Lineage: Eukaryota; Fungi; Ascomycota; Dothideomycetes; Pleosporales; Lindgomycetaceae. Bases 143 to 1564 code for a protein of 473 amino acids.
GUUUCAACAUCUUGUCAAUACUUGUGUCAUCUUAACAACAUACAGUCUCGAAGCUGUACAAGUACUCCACAUAUCGAAAGUCCCGAUUGCAGCAUAGUUUUGGUGUUUGCGUGGCCGCCGCCACCCUAUCUCCGAGCUCAAGAUGCCUUUGACUAUCUUAUCAGAUUCAGAUGUCCGCACUCUGCUUUCAAGUCUCACAAAAGAAGACAUCCUCGACCUGCAGCAAAGCUUGGCCGACGCUCUUCACUACUACUCUACUUCGACCGAAGAAGACCUUAACGGCUGCUGUUCCUUAUACCAACCACUGCGGACCGCCCUCAAACGCAGUGAUGGCCAAACCACCCUGUUCAUGCCCGCGAGCAGCAACGAUGGGAUCGGCGUAAAGAUUGUAACGCUAUCGGAGCCAGACACUAAAAAGUCUGAUGCUGCAUCGCUCCAGUCAUUUAGUUCUCUGUCCCUAGCCUCGACGACGGAAUCUACAACCUCGUCUACAACUGCCUUCGAUGUCCCGCCAGACUCAAUAGCAAGCGGCCAUAGCACAACACCAAAGGGCUCACUCACCCUCCUAGAUAAAUAUGGUACACCCCGUGCCCUCGUCAACGCCGAGGAAAUCACCGCCUUCCGCACCGCUCUCGCUUCAACCAUGCUGUUCAAGAAACGGACGAAUGUACACGAUGUCGUUGUCUUUGGCGCUGGCAAACAAGCUUAUUGGCAUAUACGUCUUGCGCUUCUGCUCCGCGGGCCAGAAAUACACCAUCUGAAUAUCAUAAACCGGACUUUUGAAUCCGCACACGAUUUAAUCGAGAGACUAUAUGAGCCGCUACAGCAACCCGUCGCAUUCCCCACCAUAAACAUUCCAAUAGCCGAAACCACCGAUCUUGUACGACCCAAGAUCCAGAUCCUGACGCCGAGCCACACGGAAUACGAACGCCUUCUGAAAUCCACGAUUCGCGCUUCCAGCAUUAUAUUCUGCACGACACCGUCGCUAUCCCCGCUGUUUCCCGCCUCUUAUCUCACGAACCCCGAAGGUAGGAAGAAGGGGAGAUAUGUGGCCGCGAUAGGCAGUUAUAAACCGCACAUGGUGGAAAUCCAUCCAGAUAUCCUGCGGCAGAAUGUAAAAGGCGAACACGGACAUCAUCACCACCGACACGUGCGACAAGGCGGCGCGAUCAUCGUGGACAGCGUGGAUGCGUGUCUGAAGGAAGCCGGGGAGAUUAUUCAAGCGGGGCUUGGGGGUCGCGAGAUUGUGGAAAUUGGUGAGCUAUUGAUGCUGAAGCGAGAUGCGGAGAGGCGACGGUUAGAAGCUAAAGGAGGGGAUGGGAGUCGUAGCGGUGAUGAGGGACUGGGACUGGAUGGAAGUGGGGUUGAGUUGGGAGAGGCGAAGAGGGUUAAGGGUACAGAUAAACAGGUGCAGGAUGCUGAGAAGGGGCUUAUGGAGUGGUUGCAAAAGGGGAACGUGAUUUAUAAGUCUGUGGGGUUGGGAUUGAUGGAUGUUGUUGUGGGCACGGAUUUGGUGCGGCUGGCAGAUGAUAGGGGAAUCGGCACCAGGAUUGAGAAUUUUUGAGGCGGGAUAGAUGGGUAUAGUGUCGCGGGGCUAUGGGUUGUAGUAUAGGAGGGUAUUUGCGUAUUGGUUUCGACGAGCCCAUCUUGACGACCACGUCCUUUCAAGGUCGACCAGAGCUCGAAAAUAAUAGAUCACAUCAAAU